GUGUGACUGGGGCCACCUGCCGGCGAGGUACUCAACCUGCAUAAAUACUUGCAACGCGUGACAUUCAACAUCACACUCGGUCCUGCGAUCAAGAUGGAGAAACAACACUUGUUCCUCGCAAUCGGCGCCUUCGCAUUUCUUCCAAUCCUGGCUCAAGGGUGCAUCUUGCCCUUCGAGAAGAUCGGAACUCAGUGCCUUCUCGUGGACGCCCUGACCAAAGGAAGCUUCUACGACAUGCGGCUCCAUUGCUCCUUGCUAGGCGAAGGAGGCAAACUGGCCAAAAUCCCCGACGCCAACCAACUCACCGCGAUUAUCAAUCACAUCCAGGAGAGCCAUCUAGACCACUCCAAUUACUGGGUGGACGCUGAGGACGGUGACACGGAAGGAACUUGGAGGUGGAGCGACGGCACCCUGGUUCCCGAAGGCUCCCCCUUCUGGCGCUACGAAUGCGACGGGACCUUCUCCGAACGCCCCACUAUCAAUCCCAACUUCAACUGCGCCAUCUUGGACCUGGAAUCCCACUACCGUAUGGCAGACACCUCCUGUCUCGGAGACGUGGGCGAGAUCCCCUACAGCCCCAUCUGCGAGCAGGUCUAAGUGAGAGGCGUUAGACCGAUAAAGUUGGUGGCCGGGAUCAUCCAUCUAUGCGUCUAAUGUGAUUUACUGGGCUGUCAGCAGUGAUCUCUUUGUUUUUUUUUUCUCUUUCUUUUUUUUUCCUGAUAAUCAUAUGCUCAUGUAAUCAGGUAUCAACCCAAAUUCAAUGGGAAAAUUAUAGUGUAAACCCUUACUUAAAAAAAGCAUAGACUCAAAAUUAAAUUACAAACUGGAAAAA
Messenger RNA from Macrobrachium nipponense, 832 nucleotides. RefSeq lists its product as uncharacterized. NCBI's taxonomy places the organism in Eukaryota, Metazoa, Arthropoda, Malacostraca, Decapoda, Palaemonidae. The record is from RefSeq and is a predicted model, not a curated record. Bases 94 to 597 code for a protein of 167 amino acids. The transcript has 4 exons.